AUGAUCGAGCUAGAGCCUAAAAAUCAGGCGUUGGAUCAGAGGCCAUCUGGUAGUGAACGCCUAUUUUCUGGUAGCAGGAUAUUACUUAUUGAAGCUGCACCUUACAUGAAGCUUACUGGCCAGCUGUCAGAAACAUACGGAAACAGGGUCUGUGCACUUACCCCUGGAACCAAGGAGCUUCUGGAAUCAUUCGGAGCAUGGGAAACGAUAUGCAGCAUGCGCAAGCAAACUGUGAGGAGAAUGCAGGUGAGUGUUCAUGCACAAGCAAACUGUGAGGAGAAUGCAGUGAUGGAGGGAGAUCAGACUAGACUUGUGGUCGGAGCAGAUGGGAUCAAUUCUCUGCUCAGAAAGACGAUGGAAGUGAAGAAUAUUGAGUGGAACUACGACCAGAUGGGAGUUGUUGCAACCCUCAUCUUCUCAGAGCCAACAGAGAACAAUGUUGCCUGGCAGUUCCUUCCCACUGGUCCAGUCGCUAUUCUGCCACUGACAGAUACGAUGAGCUCAUUGAUAUGGACAACAACGACCGACCGAGCGAAGGAACUGCUGGACAUGACAGAGGAAACAUUUGUUGACUCCUUGAAUACCGCCUUGAACGUAGAAUGCAAAACGAACCAAAAACACAAAUACACAGCCAUGUCGGUUUUAGGGGAUCUGGCCCACCUCAUGGAUUAUGAGUCUGAGCGUCAGCUUCGGGUGUUGCCUGUCAUGGCGACAGUCGAUGGACUGAACAGACUGUACGGCACGUCGCUUGCUCCUGCUGUGAUGCUGCGCAGCCUGGGGCUGCAGGCCACCAAUGCCCUCAAACCACUCAAGGAUUUCAUCGUAUCACAGGGAUCGAAGUACAUGGAUGCUGCACACAGAGUUCAUCCACUGGCAGGACAGGGAGUAAAUCUUGGCUUCGGAGAUGUUGCCUGCCUGCGUGAAAACCUAAUCAGUGCCAAGAACAGUGGCUGUGACAUUGGGGAUCUGGCACACCUCAUGGAUUAUGAGUCUGAGCGUCAGCUUCGGGUGUUGCCUGUCAUGGCGACAGUCGAUGGACUGAACAGGCUGUACGGCACGUCGCUUGCUCCUGCUGUGAUGCUGCGCAGCCUGGGGCUGCAGGCCACCAAUGCCCUCAAACCACUCAAGGAUUUCAUCGUAUCACAGGGAUCGAAGGCAAUUUGAUUCAAUCUUCGUUGUGAGAGUAUGAGCUGGGCUGGUUCAUCAUCACGUCCUCACACAACAGUUUUCUACAGUCCCUUCUAUAUGGUUACUCACUAACUUAUCCAUGAGUAUUGUUAAUGUCAUGAGGUGAGAAAGAAUACUGACAAUAAGUUAAAAACUAUAAUGUUAUGUUCUCACAUGCAUCUUAUGUGAGUUUUCCUCUAAUGUAUGUAAACUGUCUGUAUAGUCACUGCGGUGAGCAGUGUAAUAUGAAAGUCGCCUAGUCAUGAGUAUGCUUCAAUAAUAUGAGGCCAUGUGAUGCGUAAUUGUUAUGAGAGCUGGGUAAGAUGACAUGGUAAUUCAGUUUAGUGCAGAUCAGUUCAGUUCUUCAUAUGAGCACACAAAACUAGUAUGAAUGGUAUGAGGGUAUAAAAUUGAAAUCGUGUUGAAUGUUACAACGUAAAAAUAGCGACAUUUGUUACUCUUGCAGUACAUGUAUGUGUGUAUUCAAAUAUAUUAUUAGCUCACCUUGACAUCGGCAAGCUGAGCUAUUGCCAUGAGU
This is a messenger RNA of Priapulus caudatus, 1705 nucleotides long. Its product is annotated as ubiquinone biosynthesis monooxygenase COQ6, mitochondrial-like. The record is from RefSeq and is a predicted model, not a curated record. Gene Ontology annotation, cellular component: mitochondrion. Gene Ontology annotation, biological process: ubiquinone biosynthetic process. Gene Ontology annotation, molecular function: oxidoreductase activity, acting on paired donors, with incorporation or reduction of molecular oxygen, NAD(P)H as one donor, and incorporation of one atom of oxygen. NCBI's taxonomy places the organism in Eukaryota, Metazoa, Priapulida, Priapulimorpha, Priapulimorphida, Priapulidae.